UUUGUCCCACACCCGCACGCACAACCCCUCUUCUCCUUUUAAACCCACAUCCUCUUUUCCAUUUUCUGUAAUUCUAAUUCUUCUUUUCUUCUCCUUCCUCUUCUUACACAUUUUUCUUCAAUCAAUCCCUUCCCCUACCUAAUGGCUAUGGAGCUUCAACUUGGUCUUGCUUUAAUCCCCACCAAUCCCAUCAAACCCUUCGACUUAAACACCCAUAACAACAAUCCCAUUUCCUUGGUUUUCGAUUCUAUCAAUCACAAAAAGCGUUCUCGUCAUCUCGACUCCUCUCCCACAUUUCCUCGAACCACACUUCCUCUGCUUCUUUGGAAUGAUCAUCCCAAUGAUGGCGAUGGCGAUGACUCUAAUGACCCCCUUUCUGCUUCCUCUAAUGAUUCAGACGAGGAGGAGGAGGAGCGGGAGAACGGGCUUGUGGGAUGGCCGCCGCUAAAGAAGAGGAGGAAGAGUCUUUUUAUGAAGGAAGGGGUUGGACGGAGGGCGGUGAUCCGGCGUCCAGCGGUGAAGAACGACGGCGGGUUUUGGAGAGGAUUGGAUUUGAAUAAUUCUCGAUACGUGAAAGUGAAGAUGGAGGGAGUGGGAAUUGCUAGGAAGGUUGAUUUGAGGGAACAUCAUUCUUUUGAUGCGCUUAGAGCUACUUUGAUGAACAUGUUUGAUGAAACGAAUUCCGAAGGUUACAGACUCACUUUCCAGAAUACCAACGGGGAAUGGUUACUUGCUGAGAACGUAACUUGGAGGAAUUUCAUCGGAGAUGUUCAACGGAUCAAACUGGAAAAGAAGUCCGGGUGAAGAGGGUCAGAGAAUCGGAUGCUGUCUAAUUAAAAUAUAUUUCUAUGUUUUUUUUUUCCUUUUGUUUUAAAUAGCAGUUUUUGAGUUUUGAUGACUAUAUAUGUAAUGAUAUAUAUAUAUAUAUUGAGAAAACUUAAUCUUUAGAUUAUUAA
Messenger RNA from Cucumis melo (muskmelon), 956 nucleotides. Its product is annotated as auxin-responsive protein IAA29-like. The record is from RefSeq and is a predicted model, not a curated record. NCBI's taxonomy places the organism in Eukaryota, Viridiplantae, Streptophyta, Magnoliopsida, Cucurbitales, Cucurbitaceae. Gene Ontology annotation, cellular component: nucleus. Gene Ontology annotation, biological process: regulation of DNA-templated transcription. The transcript is spliced from 4 exons. Gene Ontology annotation, molecular function: protein binding. The coding region runs from base 142 to 804 and encodes 220 amino acids.